Messenger RNA from Dama dama (fallow deer), 3808 nucleotides. RefSeq names its product trimethylguanosine synthase 1 (gene TGS1). Bases 141 to 2705 code for a protein of 854 amino acids. The record is from RefSeq and is a predicted model, not a curated record. Lineage: Eukaryota; Metazoa; Chordata; Mammalia; Artiodactyla; Cervidae. Gene Ontology annotation, biological process: 7-methylguanosine cap hypermethylation; 7-methylguanosine RNA capping. Gene Ontology annotation, cellular component: nucleus. The transcript is spliced from 13 exons. Gene Ontology annotation, molecular function: RNA cap trimethylguanosine synthase activity.
ACUCGCUUGAGCCAUCCCGGGCCCUUGCCCUGCAGCCAGGGGUUCUCCCUCUGUCCGUCCCUCGGCCCCGGCAGCCGAGCCGUGGCGGGGUGGCCGGCCCGCGCCGUUUGCACCGUGGCCGCCUCCUCUGAGGCGCUGCGAUGUACUGCAAGAAGUGGAGGCCUGUGGCGGAGAUGUGUCUCUUCCUCGAAGACGUGCGGGAGGGCUCGCGCAUCCUCUGCCUUUGCUCGCGGGCGUUUGUGGAAGAUCGGAAAUUGUACAAUUUGGGACUAAAAGGCUACUAUGUUAAAGACAAUGACAACAGUGCAGGAGAAAAAGCCACGGAAGAGGAGGAAGGCAGCCAUUCCCAGGGCCCUGCAAAGCCCCACGACAACAGAUGCCCAGACCCAGAUGAGAGUGAACUGGAUUCCGAGGCUGAACUCAUGAAGAGUAUGGGAUUGCCCCUUCAGUUUGGUAGGAUAUCCACACAUAAGAAUUUUGAGGAAUCUAUGAAUACUAGAAACAAAGUUAAAAUAAUGAAAAAGAAAAAGAAAAAACAUCAAAAGAAGUACUUAGAUGAAAUUAAGAGAGAAUCCUGGAGACAAUGUGAAGAAGAUGACAUUUCAGCUUCGGACGAUCCUUCUUCAUCUGAGAAUGAGAACACCAGAAAGUACAAACUUCAAAGCCAAAAAGACGUUGAGGCUGAAAGUUUUCCCAUUGAAAACACAGUAGGUCCAAAGCUGGAAAUUACAGAGAUGUGGGAAAAGUACUGGAAUGAAUACGGUGGAGGACUGCUGUGGCAAAGCUGGCAAGAGAAACAUGCCGAUCAGAUCCUGUGUCCAGAACCAUGGAAUGUUCCAGACACAAAGGAGGAGUGGGAGCAGCACUACAGUCAGAUGUAUUGGUACUAUCUGGAACAGUUUCAGUACUGGGAAGCUCAGGGCUGGACUUUUGAUGCCUCACAAAGCCAAGAUACAGACCCUAGUGGGUCUAAAAUAGAAGUUGACAACAAGAAAGACGAAAAUCACGUGAAAGCAGACGAACUUUUUUCUCCAUCUUUAUCCGUUGGCAGUGAAAGCUCUAGUUCAAGUGAUAAAGAUCACAGUGAAAUUCUCGAUGGAAUUAGUAACAUAAAUCUGAAUUCAGAGGAAGUAGAACAGAGACAACUAGAUAUUUCCCUAAGUUUUGAUGGACGUCAGUGUUUGAGUGAAGUUCCCAGCAGAAGAGAAUGCCCUGCUUCUGGCCACAGUGAACCGAGUCAUGGAGGAACCACGGAAACCAGCUCGUCUGGGAGCAGAAGUACAGACCAGCCAGCUCAGGAUUCACAGGAGUCCUCAGAAGCAAACACAGUCAGAGACGGACGCCACCCCAGUGGGACUGAUGGGGACGAUAGUGGAGACGAGCCGCCUGAAGAGAAGCGAAGCAAACUCAAGAGGAGUCAUGAGCUGGACCUCGAUGAAAACCCGGACUCAGACUUUGACAACGAUGGUUCUCUUCUAGGAUUCAAGCACGGCUCAGGGCAAAAAUAUGGAGGAAUUUCCAACUUCAGUCACCGGCGGGUCAGGUAUCUGCAGAAGAACAUGAAGCGGAAGUCAAAGUCCUUGGACAUGAGACGACAAAUCAAUAUGAAAAACAAGCACAUCUUCUUCACUGAAGAGUCAGAGAAAACUGGUUUUAAGAAAAGCAGAACUUUGAGUAAGGUAGAAAAAUUUCUAAAAUGGGUUAAUGAACCAGUGGAUGAGGAAGCGUUGCUGGAGUCGGUUUCUCAUAAAAACGUGCAAGACACUUGCACAAGCAGUGGCUCAGAGGAGCCAGAAGUGUCUGUUGAGAAGGGGGAUGACCCGGUGGAAACGAGUGAGGCAGAACCUGGACCGUGUCCUGCCGUGUGUCCAUCUGGGGAAGUGGGAGCAGAGAAGCAUGACGGGGCCAGCCCAGAAGCCACUGGGACAGAUACAGAGGGCUGUGUGCCCCAGGCUGCUUCGGACCCUCGCCAGGCAGAGGCUGAAGCUGAAAGUCAGAAGAAGAACAAGAAAAAGAAAAAGAAGAACAAAAAGGGACUGAAUCCACCCCCUGAGAUCGCUGCUGUGCCUGAGCUGGUGAAGUACUGGGCUCAGAGGUACAGGCUCUUCUCCCGUUUUGAUGAUGGGAUUAAAUUAGACAGAGAGGGCUGGUUUUCAGUUACUCCCGAGAAGAUUGCGGAGCAUAUCGCAGGCCGGGUCAGCCAGUCCUUGGAGAGUGGCACUGUGGUGGACGCCUUCUGUGGAGUUGGAGGAAAUACCAUUCAGUUUGCCCUAACUGGGAAGAGAGUGAUUGCCAUCGAUAUUGAUCCUGUUAAGAUCGAUCUUGCUCGCAAUAAUGCAGAAAUUUAUGGCGUAGUGGACAAGAUCGAGUUCAUCUGUGGAGAUUUCCUGCAGCUGGCUUCUAGUCUAACGGCCGACGUUGUAUUUCUCAGCCCACCUUGGGGGGGACCAGACUACGCCACUGCGAAGAUCUUUGACAUCAGCACCAUGAUGUCUCCUGAUGGCUUUGAAAUUUUCAGACUUUCCCAGAAGAUCACUAAAAAUAUCGUUUUUUUCCUUCCAAGAAAUGCUGAUGUCGACCAGGUGGCAUCCUUGGCUGGGCCUGGAGGGCAAGUGGAAAUAGAACAAAACUUUCUUAAUAAUAGAUUGAAGACAGUCACUGCUUAUUUUGGGGACCUGAUCCAAAGAUCAAUCUCUGAAUCAUAAGUGAGGUGGGACAGAGACCAAAAGAUCAUGUAGCAGUCAGAUUAUCAUUCACUGGAAUUUCUCUCUGUGCUCACUGAUGUUUUGUGCCCAGAGUCUAGUGGGUAUUUGUGCCCAAAUACACAUUUUCCCCCACUGGUGCAAUACUAUGUGAAGUUUGCUUUUAAGCAUCCAUUUAUUUUAUAGUUAGUGUUUUUUAGGUUUCUAUGGGAAAAAAUGAAAUAUAUUUUAUAAUGUAAAAGUUUAUAUUCUUUUUCUAUUAAAAUGUCAGUCAACAGAGGAAGAAUAUGUCUCUUAAUUAUUAACUAAAAAGUGUGUUCAGUCAUUUUUACAAGUAGGUUAGAAUUCAUGGACAUGGGGCUCUCUGGCCACUGGGGAUGUGGGACCUUUAUCUUCCAAUAAUACAGACGUAUUAAACAUUAAACAAAACAUGGCUUUGGCUGGGAUGGAGCCAGGGGAUUGAAAUAGAGAAUUUCCAGUAAAUAUUAGAAAAAAAUAACUUAAAUAAAAAGCAACUGGUGGAGAAUGGAGCAAUGCUAACUUUAGUCUCUUGAAACGUCACAAAGUUUGCCUGUUUGCCUUGCAGUAUGGGAGCAGUUGAACUGAUCAGUAAGGAUUAAAUUAAUUAAUUUUUAAUCUGCAACAUCAAAAUCUGUCAGCGUUCUAGGUUUUUAUACUUUUUCAUCAGGUAGCAUUAGUGUCUAUACCAUAAACUUGUCACCAUUUUUUAAACAAUGGCAGCAUUGGUCAUCCACAGCUCUGUACAUGGCCCUUAGCACUAGAAUAUGCUUAUUGGCCUCUUGGGGUAGGAGACGGGAGGGGUAAAAGCAGAUAUCCAAAAUCACCAAUUAUUUUUUAGUUUUUGUCACUUAAUCUUUCAUGCAUAUACUUUGUCCACAAUGCAUUUCCAUGCUUGUAUGUUGCUAUUGUUAAAAUUAAUUUGUCUUACUGAACAUAUAUGACCGUAUGCAAAUAGAACAGGAAGCGCCCGCUGAUGGCACAGAUAUAGCUGACUUAUAAAAUGACUCACUGAUAGAUUAUCAGUAGUCCAAAGAACUUAUCAAACAAUCCCAUUGUGCAAACAAAAUCUUCUUUAGAAGCCAAAU